UGCGGGUAGAGGUAGCACGUGGAAUGGUUUGCCAGGGAUUCGCGGAAGUAGCGACCCUGGUGAGCAUUGGAGCCAACCUUGGAGGCAACGAUGUGGGUCACAGUGGCGGCGCUUCCUCCGCGGCUGUCGCUGUCAGCCUUGGCGGGCACUGGUCGCUUUUGCAUUCUGGGGUCCGGAGCGGCGACGCGGAAAGACUUGCCGGCGGUUCCUCGCCGUGGCUGGUCUGACUCCUGCCCGCAGCUGAUGCCCCAUCCGGAUUUAGGGGAGUCCUCCUCCUGGGUGUCCAAGAGCAGCUUAGAGCCCAAGCGUUACAUAACCAGUCGGAGACUGGCUGAGACCGUGGCGCAGAUCCUGCGGGGGAAACGAAAAAAACCUCACCACCUAUUCCUGGAGUGCAAUCCAGGUCCUGGAAUCCUGACUCAGGCAUUACUUGAAACUGGUGCCAAAGUGGUUGCCCUUGAAAGCGACAGAACUUUUAUUCCACAUUUGGAGACCUUAGGAAAAAAUGUGGAUGGAAAUCUAGAAGUGGUCCACUGUGACUUCUUUAAAUUGGAUCCUAGAAGUGUGGGACUAGUAAAACCACCCACUAUGAUUUCACAUGUGCUUUUUCAGAAUUUGGGAAUAAAGGCACUUCCAUGGUCAACAGGUAUCCCUUUAAAAGUAAUUGGAAUCUUCCCAAUUAAAAAUGAAAGAAGGGCACUUUGGAAACUUUUAUAUGACCUGUAUUCCUGUAGUUCUAUAUAUAGAUAUGGACGAGUAGAACUAAAUAUGUUUAUUAGUGAAAAAGGAUACAAGAAACUAACGGCAAAUCCCAGAAAUCCAAACUUGUAUCAUGUAUUAAGUGUGCUCUGGCAAGUAGGUUGUGAGAUUAAGCUCCUGCAUGUGGAGCCUUGGUCAUCAUUUGACAUAUACACUCAAAAUGGGCAACUGGAAAAGCCAAAGCGUAGGCAAUCAGAACGAAUACAACAAAACCUGUAUUUUAUUCGAAUGGUUCCUCGUAGAACUUUAUUUACAGAAAACUUAUCACCUAUUAACUACAAUGUAUUUUUUCACAUGGUAAAGCACUGUUUUGGGAAGCGCAACGCGAGGCUAGUAGACCAUUUACAUUCAUUGAGUCCAGUUGAUACAGAGGAUAUACUGAUGCAAACAAAGAAAAAAGAAAAAGUGAAAAUAACUAAUAUGUAUCCUCGUGACUUUAGGCGCCUUUUUGAAAUUAUAGAGUGUUCCAAAGAUUAUACCUGCAAAUGGCUAUAUGAUGACAGCAUGGAAGAUGUAGGGAGGUAGACUGUUAGGACAUUAGCUGGAGCAGUUUAUUUAUUUGGAAAUUGACACAAAUGUAAAGGAAGUAAGUCUGAAUAGCUCACAUCCUUUCAACAGAAGGUAACUGUUCUUGUUUUGCACAGACUAGGCAGAUCAUUUCUUCUGAAGGUGAUACCAUUGGUAUGUUGGAUAAAACAGUGGCUGCUAUUUUAUUCACAACUAAAUAAAAUGAAACCAUCAGUUAAUAAUGAA
Molecule: messenger RNA, 1512 nt
Organism: Galeopterus variegatus (Sunda flying lemur)
Lineage: Eukaryota; Metazoa; Chordata; Mammalia; Dermoptera; Cynocephalidae
Gene: TFB2M
Product: transcription factor B2, mitochondrial
Exons: 8
Coding region: 91-1284 (397 amino acids)
Biological process (GO): rRNA methylation; transcription initiation at mitochondrial promoter
Cellular component (GO): mitochondrial matrix
Molecular function (GO): mitochondrial transcription factor activity; rRNA (adenine-N6,N6-)-dimethyltransferase activity
Source: RefSeq, a predicted model, not a curated record